AUGAGUCGGGCCUUACAAAGAGCUGCUCAGUUGCCGUUCUCAAGCGAAAUUGAACGGGCCCCUAUGCCAAGCCGAUUUACACGGCCACUGUUUAACUCCUACGAUGGGAAAACGGACUCGGUGGAGCAUGUCAGUCAUUAUAUCCAUAUGAUGUCUUUGCACGCGCACAACGAUGCGCUGAUGUGUAAGGUGUUUCUCUCAAGUCUUGGCUCCACGGCUUUGAGAUGGUUUAAUGGGUUACAAAAAGGUUUCAUUCAUAGUUUUGCCGAGUUGAUCCAGGAGUUUGGCACUCCAAUCAUGACGUGCAACCGGAGUUAUGCCAGUCGGUAUUGGGAGCUAUACAAUGAAAUCGGUGGGGGUAAUGAGAAGAUUGCAGCAAGCACUUUCAGGAUGGGGCUGCCCAAGGACUCUGAACUACGAGAGUCGUUGAGGAAAAGAUCUCCCGAGGAUAUGAGGCAACUUAUGAGGCGUAUUAAGGAGUAUAAAUGUCUCGAGGAUGAUCGCCUGCAGAAUAAAGGUAAGGCCCCGUUGCUAAAUUGUUCCCGGCAGGGCGUUUUUCCCCCGAGACCAAGGAAGGAUUUUAGGAUGUAG
This is a messenger RNA of Quercus lobata, 591 nucleotides long. RefSeq lists its product as uncharacterized. The coding region runs from base 1 to 591 and encodes 196 amino acids. Lineage: Eukaryota; Viridiplantae; Streptophyta; Magnoliopsida; Fagales; Fagaceae. The record is from RefSeq and is a predicted model, not a curated record. The transcript is spliced from 2 exons.